AUGAUCGAAAUAGUCGAGAUGAGCCAAUCCAUUUGGACAUGGACAGUACCUGCUUUACUCAAUUUGCCCUCUCAAUGCCUGUCUAGCAUCGCACUAAUAUCGAAUCUCAUCUUGUGCUUUCCGGUCUUAGGGUUCUUGUUGCUUGCCCUGUUCCUGGUUUUUCCGUUGCAACUGCAAAUAAUGCUGCUCAGCCAGAUCCUCCAUGGUUCUGGCCCCUCUUUUGCCCUUCUACUUCUCCUUUUUACUUCUUUCCGUGCGUUACAUGGUUGCAUACAAUACAGUUGUAUUCUCCAUACGUUAUUUACCACUUUGCAAUAG
This is a messenger RNA of Kuraishia capsulata CBS 1993, 318 nucleotides long. RefSeq lists its product as uncharacterized. The transcript has a single exon. The coding region runs from base 1 to 318 and encodes 105 amino acids. Lineage: Eukaryota; Fungi; Ascomycota; Pichiomycetes; Pichiales; Pichiaceae. The record is from RefSeq and is a predicted model, not a curated record.